AUUCAUUUCACAUUUAAUGGAAGAGGUAUCGAGGCAUGGUCUGUAAGGCAUGAGAAUGAAGAAGAGCAUAUAGGAUUAUACGUGAUUGUUCAAAAAUACUUGAAAAAUAAACGCUGUGAGAUAAAGUUAAAGAUGGAAAAGUUUG
Messenger RNA from Acaulospora morrowiae, 145 nucleotides. The record is from the annotation of a GenBank genome assembly. Lineage: Eukaryota; Fungi; Glomeromycota; Glomeromycetes; Diversisporales; Acaulosporaceae.